This is a messenger RNA of Coccidioides immitis RS, 2209 nucleotides long. Its product is annotated as bZIP transcription factor HapX. Gene Ontology annotation, cellular component: nucleus; RNA polymerase II transcription regulator complex. Gene Ontology annotation, molecular function: DNA-binding transcription activator activity, RNA polymerase II-specific; transcription cis-regulatory region binding. The transcript has a single exon. The record is from RefSeq and is a predicted model, not a curated record. Bases 335 to 1753 code for a protein of 472 amino acids. NCBI's taxonomy places the organism in Eukaryota, Fungi, Ascomycota, Eurotiomycetes, Onygenales, Onygenaceae.
ACUACGCUCCUCGUCGCUUGCUGUCGUAUCACAGUGUCAAUUGCCAUAGCCAGUGAUACAUUGUCGCAUAUAUUAUGUGACUGGGACGAACUUACAUCUGGAUGCUUCUUGCCUUGGACUAGCUGCGUGAGCCUGCUGCUCUAGGGCCUGGAGCUUGAGUACAAAUAAUCAGCUGCUGGUUCCGAUGCCCCGAUAGACACGUUGCGGUUGAAUUUCCACACAAUCAGUCUUUGUCCUUUUUUUCUUCAGUUUCUCUUUUUUUUUUUUUUUUUUUUUAAUUUCAUCCCUCUUACCCGUUGUUUGUGUCUUGCUUCCAACAGUCUUCAUACGAACCAUGGCAUCUGCUGUGAGUACGCCAACCGCUUCUACCCCCGCCUCGCCGCUGCCGUUAGCCCCGGCAUUGGCCUCACGCCCCCCAGCUCUCUCGGUGAAGCCAAUCGCAGCCGCAGGCUCUCCUUCUCCCUUAGUACAACGCUCUGUUACGUCAAAGGAGUGGAUUAUUCCCCCACGACCAAAGCCUGGCCGCAAGCCAGCCACGGAUACCCCCCCAACAAAGCGCAAGGCUCAAAACCGCGCCGCUCAAAGAGCCUUUCGGGAAAGAAGAGCAGCGAGAGUGGGAGAAUUAGAAGAACAAAUUAAAAAAAUUGAGGAGGAAAACGAGCAACAAGAGACAUUGAUGAAAGCACAAAUAAGCACACUAUCGAAACAACUAGAAGACUGUAGAAACGAAUUAUUAUGGUGGAAAAAGCGCUGUCAGGGACUUGAAAACGACGUUGUUACAGAGAGAAACGCUAAAGAUGCUCUGGCCAAGGAACUCCAAGCUAUCAAAGCACAGAAUCCGGCCGAAUCUGUCCCUGGUGGAUGUGAAAAUUGUUCCUCCGCCAGAUGUCAAUGCAUUGACGACGCAUUCAACGUAAACCCUUCACGGCGGCAAGAGGAUGUUUUAGCGCCAAAGCGACCACACUCCCCACAGCAGGAGUCAUCAGAUAAACGGCAGAGACCUCAACCUGAAAUUAAAACCGAACCAGAAGAACUAGAGAUAGAUUUUACAUCGCGGUUCUCCCUUCGUCGCAAUACGGAUAACGACGUGGAAGUCGUCUCCCCGAGCGCUCUCUUUGAUCCGUGCGGAUUUUGCCAGGAUGGAACCCCGUGUAUUUGUGCUGAAAUGGCUGCGGAUCAAUCUUCGGAGAGAGAAAAGCCCCAGAGGCCCAACAAACUUGCCCCUAUCCAAAACCUCGACCUCUCUCAAUUUACCCCUCCUCCCUCGGAUGGAGAUGUGUUUUCUGACGGUCUUCCCUCUAUAACUAGCAAGCCAAAUCCGUGUGCGAAUGGACCUGGUACCUGUGCACAAUGCCUCUCAGAUCCAAAAAGCACCUUGUUUUGCAAGAGUCUAGCGGCAUCACGAGGCGCAGCUAAUGCCGGCGCCGGAUGUUGCGGAGGAAGUAGUCCAGGAGAAGGCUGCUGUCAAUCGCGAGGAUCAUCCCCGAAUGACAAAGGGAAUAGCGUAUUGAAGGAUAACCCGCCAUCAACUCCUCCAAUUACAUUAAGCUGUGCGGACACUUUCACCACACUUUCGCGACACCCAAAUUUUGCUCGUGCAUCAGACGAGAUAAACACAUGGCUCCCACGGCUACAUACUCUUCCAAUUCCUCGAGGGCUCCCUUCCUCGGUCAGAAAUCGUCCUGCGAUGGAAGUGGAAGCCGCCAGCGUCAUGGGUGUGCUUCGAUAUUUUGAUAGAAGAUUCGCUAAUUAACGACAUUAUGUAUCAUUUUUCAUUUUGAUUGAUUUAUACUGGGACGGUUUCAGGCUGCAGCGAUGUGUUGGCAAAUGUGUACCGUCUGGACUUCACAGAUUUUAGGAAAAUUAUGGAAUAUCGGGGAAGGAUUUACCUUUUGGAUUUGGCCGAAGUGUUGCUCUAUUUGCUUGUUCGUUGUCUGAUUAUGUUUUCAGCCGCUCUCGAGGGGCUAAUACGGCUUAGAGGCGAUGAGAAAUCGUUUAGGGAUAUGGCGUUGAGUCUUCAAUGGGUGUAACAUGCCUGUGGACCCAUUCACAAACACCAUUCGGCCCACUCUUAGAGUAUCCUCAUACAUAUGGCAGCAUCAAAAAUUAUGUGGGGUUGGUAGGAGUCGUUGUAUUGUAUAUUAGAAAGUUCAAGGUUAUGUACUUUUGUUGACAAUAGAAGAGAGCACGAAGAAUCGCACCGAAAAAA